AUGUAGAUUGCAUUAUUCGCUUCCACUCCAAAGCCAUCCAUGGAAUUGCUACUCCAAUGGCAAGCUCUAAUCGGGCUUUUCACCUUACUUCUUCUCUACAAACUAUGUUUAUCAAGGGCUAAGUUUAAGAAGAUUAAUCCGAACCAGGCACCUGAGCCAUCCGGCGCAUGGCCCAUCAUCGGUCACCUCCACCAACUAGGCGGGCGUGAGCCAGUUGCUAGAACGCUGGCAGCCAUGGCUGAGAAGAAUGGCCCAACAUUCAUGCUUAGGCUUGGUAUGAAUCGGACCCUUGUUGUGAGUAGUUGGGAAGUGGUGAAGGAGUGCUUCACCACCAACGACAAGGCUCUCGCUACACGUCCAUCUAGCGCUAUCGGUAAGCAUUUUGGCUAUGACUAUGCCAUGGUAGGCUUCUCCCCUUAUGGGCCAUACUGGCGUGAGAUUCGCAAGAUCAUGACACUAGAGAUUCUCUCAAACCGACAUCUUGAAUCGUUCAAGCACAUCCGUGCCACGGAGAUUGAUACAUGUGUUAAAGGGAUCUAUAACCUAUGGGUGAAUAAUCGGAAGGAACCUGUUACGGUUGAGAUGAAGCGAUGGUUCGGGGACCUCACUUUCAAUGCGACCGUCAUGAUGGUUGCUGGGAAACGUUUUUUCGGUACCAAUAUUUCUGAUGAUGAAGAUGAGGCGCAGCGGUUCCGAUGUGGAACAUCCGAAUUGCUUCGUCUGACUGGGGUGUUUGUAGUGUCUGAUGCACUUCCUUUCCUUAAGUGGAUGGAUUUGGGAGGGCACUUACGGGCCAUGAUGAAGACUGCUGAGGAGUUGGACGUUCUCAUUACUGGGUGGUUGGAGGAGCAUCGAAGGAGGAGAUCUGCAGGCGAGGCGGCCAGGAAGGAAGAUUUCAUUGAUGUGUUGCUUUCGAUCAUGGAGGAUGCUCAAAUCUCUAGCUAUGACCCAGACACCAUCAUCAAGGCUACUUCUCUGGCUGUUGUUGGCGGCGGGACAGACACUACUGCAAUCACACUCACCUGGGCCCUCUCUUUACUAAUGAACAACCGCCACGUAUUAAAGAAGGCUCAAGCUGAGCUGGACCUCCACGUCGGUAAGGACAGACAUGUGGAAGAAUCGGAUAUCAAGAACCUGGUGUACCUCCAAGCCAUCGCCAAGGAGACUAUGUGCCUGUACCCAGCAGCCCCACUAUCGGGGCCCCACGAGGCCAUGGAGGACUGCCACAUAGGAGGCUUUUACGUCCCUGUUGGCACACGGCUAUUGACAAAUAUCUGGAAACUCCAUCGGGAUCCGAAUGUGUGGCAAGACCCGUCGGAGUUCCAGCCAGAGCGGUUCCUCACUGACCAUGUGGACGUGGAUGUUAGAGGUCAGCAUUUCGAGUAUGUCCCAUUCGGAUCGGGCCGGCGAAUAUGCCCAGGGAUCUCGUUCGCUCUCCAAGUCCUACACUUGACACUGGCCCGUCUGAUACACGGCUUCGAUCUGGCAACUCCCAUGGAUGAGCCUGUGGACAUGACCGAGGGCAUUGGUACAAACAUAAUAAAAGAGAGCCGAUUGGAAGUUCUCUUCAGCCCACGUCUUCCCUUUAAGCUUUAUGAAUAGAAGAGUGGGUAAAUGUAGAGAGCCCAAGUCAUGUAGUUGCGUGCAUGAUCAAAGCCAUUCAACACAUGGACCCGUCUUAAACAUUUCCUGAUAAAUUGGUGAGUGGCUGGUUAGGAGAUAAAAAUAAAAAAUGAUGAGUUGUCUAUGCUCAGUGAAAUUGUUUUGCCUGCCUGAUAAAUGGGCCAGCCGGAUUUCUGAAGAAGGGAAUGUUCAAUAUGGGUACCAUCAAAUGAAUGGUCCAGAUCUCACGUACAUGUGCGAUGAUGGCAUCAUCAAUGCUAGAUCUGACAUUAUAUACGAAGGUUGUGAAGCGGGUUAUAAACCUUUCCUUAUAAUAAAUUCUUAUGAA
Messenger RNA from Magnolia sinica, 1951 nucleotides. RefSeq names its product cytochrome P450 CYP82D47-like. Gene Ontology annotation, molecular function: oxidoreductase activity, acting on paired donors, with incorporation or reduction of molecular oxygen; heme binding; iron ion binding. The record is from RefSeq and is a predicted model, not a curated record. Bases 40 to 1602 code for a protein of 520 amino acids. The transcript is spliced from 2 exons. Gene Ontology annotation, biological process: defense response to other organism. NCBI's taxonomy places the organism in Eukaryota, Viridiplantae, Streptophyta, Magnoliopsida, Magnoliales, Magnoliaceae.